Neoarthrinium moseri is the source of this 1425-nucleotide messenger RNA. RefSeq lists its product as uncharacterized. Bases 1 to 1425 code for a protein of 474 amino acids. The transcript is spliced from 5 exons. Lineage: Eukaryota; Fungi; Ascomycota; Sordariomycetes; Amphisphaeriales; Apiosporaceae. The record is from RefSeq and is a predicted model, not a curated record.
AUGAUUGGCUCACUUCAAUCAGCGUACCCCCUCGAUCAAGUGGACGACGUUGACCUGAAACGGCUUUGUGAAGCCCUUUGGGGGUGGGAGCUUUGCGCGAGCUGUAAAGGCGGUCAAUCUUGCAGCGGAGCAAAGUGCGCCUGGGAGCGCGCGCCCGUUUUCGCAAGCUAUUUCGCAUUUUAUAAGGAUGUGACGUCCGCCUAUGUCCCCGAGCUGCUCUACGGUGAUCAGCCGGCGCUCCGGUCGCACCAAGAUGUCGCCGACAUCAUCCGGCUGAUCAAGGAUCGGCCGGACGAGCUCCGGGCCCAGCUCACCCACCAGUAUUUCUCUCAGCGCCCGUCCAAGUCGCCCUCGUCUACCGACCAGCAUCGCGCAUUCAAUAUUGUCGUCAAAAUUAUGACCAUGGUGAACUGCUCCGCCGAGCAGCAGCCGUCCGGCAUACUUGAUUUGGGCACGGAGCUGGGAACUCAGCUAAUACCGUGGCACAACGACGCAAGCUUCUCGAGCUUUGUCUCACGCGCGUUCCCCAAAGGCGACGUAGGGGCGCUGAAUGUCUUGGAUCACGCCGGGAAGUCACGCGAUAUCCAGUCCUCGAUUACCGCGCGGCGACUGGAGAAAAUUGCCCGCCUGACUUUCCGCGGCACCGAGGAUCUCCGGAACCAUCUCAGGCUUGACUCGAAGAAUGGCGUGGUUGAAAUAUAUCACUACACUAGUGUUUUAAAGGAGCAUCUGGCCAUAGCUAAUUCACCAUUCAAAAAUAAUAUCCCAGCACAGGUCGCUCUUGAAGCGCUCCACUCGCUCCAGAUGAUUCUCUUUCCUUUUGGGACGGAUUCAGAACUGAAAUUAAGACGUCUUGUCGCGAAACAGUCUCUAGAUCCAGACUGCGUAAACUAUGAUUUUGUAGCCUACGACGAGGACUUUCCCUACCGCCACUUUGGGACUAGACUGAUGGAGCUCUAUGAUGAAGUUGAAAGCCCUAGUCCUCGAGGCAUAAUGGAGAAAUGGUUUGAAAGAAAGAGCGGCGCACGAGGGCUCAAUCCACACGAAGGUGGCGGCCAUACGAGUGACCUAGUUCUGUAUCUGAAGCACACAUCAAACCCGGCCAUCAUGGAUUUACAUGAUUUGAACGUGUCCUACAAACGCGAUACUGCCGACAUCGCGUUCGGCCCACAGGAGGAUGAUGUGUUCGACUUCACGCUCCUGUUCGAACAGGGCAUUCUGGGGAUUCUCCCUUCUGCCUUGUUCAUCUUAGUGUCCAUAGCCAGGACGAUAUCGCUAUGGCAGAGGGAGACCUGUGUGCGUGCCGGACGGCUCCUGUGGGCUAAGCUUGCAGCAGUCACAACGUUAAUUUGCUUCCGCAUUGCCCUGGUCGCGCUCUGGGCACUUCCUGGAACGGUUGGGACGCAGGUGUCACUCACUGGCUAG